Messenger RNA from Myripristis murdjan (pinecone soldierfish), 923 nucleotides. It is a transcript of the gene ndufb9, whose product is annotated as NADH:ubiquinone oxidoreductase subunit B9. Gene Ontology annotation, cellular component: respiratory chain complex I. The transcript is spliced from 4 exons. The record is from RefSeq and is a predicted model, not a curated record. NCBI's taxonomy places the organism in Eukaryota, Metazoa, Chordata, Actinopteri, Holocentriformes, Holocentridae. Gene Ontology annotation, biological process: mitochondrial electron transport, NADH to ubiquinone. Bases 69 to 596 code for a protein of 175 amino acids.
UAACGGUCAACACGCCGAGCUCCCACAAUCCCCCGCGCUCGGUGGGAAGGUGACAGGGGACGGCAAAGAUGGCGUCUGCGUAUCUGACUCACCAGCAGAAAGUCCUGCGGCUCUACAAGAAGUCUCUGCGGCACCUGGAGUCCUGGUGCAUCUUUAGGGACAAGUACCGCUUCUACGCCUGCCUGCUGCGCGCUCGCUUCGAGGAGAACAAGAAUGAGAAGGACAUGGUGAAGGCCACCAUGAUGCUGAAGGCCGGAGAGGAGGAGUUCUGGGCCAACCAGCACCCUCAGCCCUACCUCUUCCCUGACUCUCCCGGCGGGACGUCCUACGAGAGAUAUGAGUGCUACAAGGUCCCGGAGUGGGUCCUGGACUUCUGGCACCCCUCGGAGAAGGCCAUGUACCCCGACUACUUUGCCAAGAGGGAGCAGUGGAAGAAGCUGAGGGAGCAGAGCUGGGACAGAGAGGUCGCCCAGCUGAAGGCCGAGACUCCAGCCGACGGCCCCAGGACCGAAGCUCUCCCUCCGGCCCGCAAGGAGGGCGAGCUCCCCCCUCUGUGGUGGCAGUUUGUCACCCGCCCCAGGGAGCGCCCCACAUAAACGCCCCAACCAGUCACCCCGUCAUGCCCUCAUGCGGCGGCUGUGUCCCUUUCACCUCCUGGCCACGUCAGGGGAAACCCAUCACAACAUCAGGAUCAGUUUAUUGUAGAAACUGUGUGUGUGUGUGUGUGUGUGUGUGUGUGUGUGUGUGUCUGUAAAGCAUGUCCGUGCUGUCAGAGUGGUUUGUGAGGAGGUGGGUGGAUGCAGGGGGCUCACAGACACCACCUGCCUCAGCUCACAGUGACUUUGACGGAGGAGUCCUGGAGAUGUACCACUUUCCCUGCAGGACCACAGCUGCUCCAAUAAAUAAAUAUAUUAUGACAAUAA